Mytilus trossulus (common blue mussel) is the source of this 1701-nucleotide messenger RNA. RefSeq lists its product as uncharacterized. NCBI's taxonomy places the organism in Eukaryota, Metazoa, Mollusca, Bivalvia, Mytilida, Mytilidae. The transcript has 11 exons. Bases 1 to 1701 code for a protein of 566 amino acids. The record is from RefSeq and is a predicted model, not a curated record. Gene Ontology annotation, molecular function: ATP binding; ATP-dependent protein folding chaperone.
AUGUCUUUAAUGUGGAAGAAAGCUCUGAAUAUAAACACUGAAGAAGAGCACCUCACAUUUCCAGAGAACAACGUCAGUGAAAAUACAGAGACUUCUGUAAAAGCCCUGAAUAUAAACACAGAAGAAGAGCACCUAACAUUACCAGAGAACAACGUCAGCGAAAAUACAGAGACUUCUGUAAAAGCCCUGAAUAUAAACACUGAAGAAGAGCACCUAACAUUACCAGAGAACAACGUCAGCGAACAUACAGACACUUAUGUAAAAGCUCUGAAUAUAAACCCUGAAGAAGAGCACCUAACAUUACAAGAGAACAACGUCAGCGAAAAUACAGAGACUUCUGUAAAAGAAUGGGAAAAUAAACAGUUCAUACAAAAAAGAAAGGACUAUCAAGAGGAUGAACAAGUUAUAUUAUUACACGAAAAGAAAAGAGGUGAAUACAGGAGAGGUUCUUCAAAGGAACUAAAACCCAUCAAUGCAGUAGUCAAUAUUGGUUUCACUUAUUCUGCAAGUGCCUUCUCUUCGCCUGAUUCAAAAAACGAAGAAAGCAAACAUUCCCUGAUAACAUGGGAUUCAAAAGAACGACAACUGGAGUAUACAUCCACAGCAAUCUUAUUAAACCAAGACAGAUCUGCUCACAGCAUUGGAUUCGAAGCAGAAGAAUAUUUUUAUGAUGAACUAAAUGAAGAGGAGCGUAAAGAUUGGUUCUUUUUUCCAGCCUUGAUGUCGACACUAUUAGAAACAGAGGUAAUAAAUGAUGGUAAUGUCAUAAUAAAAGAUAAGCAGAACAGACACAAAAUGAAAGCUGUUGAUGUGAUCGCUGCUUUUAUCUAUCAAAUGAAAAGCAAACUAGACACAAAUCUCAAUCAAGAAUGUUCAGUUGAAAUGUUGACGUUGGUUGUACCAGCUAUUCUAAAAGACAAGGAAAAACGUUUAAUUAAGAAAGCCACUGAAAUAGCGGGAAUCGCUAGUGAUUUUAUUUUAUUGGAAGCACCUGAAGUUGUUUUAAAAUUCUACAGUUCACUUUCUCCAAAUAAUAAAGAAGAUGUUGAUUUAGUAGAAAGCUAUAGCUGUAUUGUUUUAUAUGUUGAAGAUACAUCACUUACAACAACGCUAAUGGAAGUUAAACGACUUACCUAUAAUAUGAAAACUACUGUGUUUAGUCAGUAUGGAGGUAUUUCUGGGGAUUUGUUUGGAUUUUUCACUUCUUUAUUUACCAGAGAGGUUACACAGCGUUUAAAAAAAGAGCAUCCCUUCGAAUAUGUCAAACCCCUUCACGAUUUUCAAUUGCAAUUGGAACAUAUUCAAGGAGAUCAAAAAGUUAAAAUACGAAUUCCGUCGAUAUGGUUUAAGCUUUAUAAAGAAAUCAAAGACACAACAAUACAAGACGCAAUAAAAAAAUCAACCUACUCAUCUCAUGUACAAUUUUCACAUGACAAAGUUAGGAUAAGUAAUGAACUAUUCAAGAAGAAAUUCAUCAAUAUAACACAAAAUAGAUAUAAAUUAAUAGCAAAUAUUAUACAUGUCAUAGAUGAAUCGGUUUCAGACAUCAGCGUUUUGUAUCUUGUCGGAGAGCAUAUUGACAACAUGCUUGUUAACGAUUUGAGAGAAAGAUAUCCGAACUAUACAAUACAUGCAAUAGAUCCAAAAAAAGCUAUUCUUCACGGUGCACUUCAGUUUUGGAAUGAAAGAUUGUCGAAAUGA